This is a messenger RNA of Chionomys nivalis (European snow vole), 720 nucleotides long. RefSeq names its product chromosome 5 C1orf105 homolog (gene C5H1orf105). The record is from RefSeq and is a predicted model, not a curated record. NCBI's taxonomy places the organism in Eukaryota, Metazoa, Chordata, Mammalia, Rodentia, Cricetidae. The transcript is spliced from 7 exons. The annotation marks the transcript as partial.
AUUGUCAGGCCUCAGCCAAGGGACUUUCCAUGCAUUCAAACCUUCCUACAGGCCUUUGUUCCAAAAUUUGACAAGGUUCCUUGGCUUAGUGAGGCCAGCCUGGUAAACAAGCCUCUGGUACUCAGCAUCCCUGGAAGAUAUCAUGCCUCUGCCACUGUUCUGACUUUAUCCAAGAAGGAUAUGGAUUUGCCAAAUUUGCUUCAGGUUCCAGAUGUCAUGUUGAAGGCCAGAAAAUACGAGCAUGAAAAUCUGUCGCCCAGGAACAAGCAACUGUACCACUCCACAUGUCGAGAAAUGAAAACGGUACAGCCGAAAAAUUUCAUAAUCCCAGACCAUGAGAAACCAUCCUUCCAGAAUUCUGUGAAUCCCAGAGUGAUGCUCCUUCGUCAUUCCAAUGUCCAGCAGUUUAGUCAUCCCUGCAAUGACAUCCCAACAGAGAGCAUUCGCUACAGACUGCCCAUCAUGGGCCCCAGGACUGCUAUCUUCCACAGGCUGUUGUCCAGUGCCUACAAAACUCCUCAGGAGACUCAAGACCUCUCCUUCCCCAGAAAGAAGCUAAUGAACAAGACCGUGAAGCAGUGAGUGGUCAGAGCUAAUUACCCCAAACUGUCAGGGAAAAGGCCACCUCUCCAAGCUGUCCUGAUGCUGGUGCCUUCCCGUAGUCUCGCAUCUCCCAAAAGAUGAUUCACCCUUUCCUUCCUACAUGCUGCUAUUCUAGCU